This is a messenger RNA of Callorhinus ursinus (northern fur seal), 1866 nucleotides long. It is a transcript of the gene ZBTB7C, whose product is annotated as zinc finger and BTB domain containing 7C. Gene Ontology annotation, biological process: regulation of transcription by RNA polymerase II. The record is from RefSeq and is a predicted model, not a curated record. Gene Ontology annotation, molecular function: DNA-binding transcription factor activity, RNA polymerase II-specific; protein binding; RNA polymerase II cis-regulatory region sequence-specific DNA binding. NCBI's taxonomy places the organism in Eukaryota, Metazoa, Chordata, Mammalia, Carnivora, Otariidae.
AUGGCCAAUGGCGUCGACGAGCUCAUCGGCAUCCCCUUCCCCAACCACAGCAGUGAGGUCCUGUGCAGCCUGAACGAGCAGCGGCACGACGGCCUGCUCUGCGACGUGCUCCUGGUGGUGCAGGAGCAGGAAUACCGCACGCACCGCUCCGUCCUGGCGGCCUGCAGCAAGUACUUCAAGAAGCUGUUCACGGCCGGCGCCCUGGCCAGCCCGCCGUACGUCUAUGAGAUCGACUUCGUCCAGCCCGAGGCGCUGGCCGCCAUCCUGGACUUCGCCUACACCUCCACGCUCACCAUCACCGCCUCCAACGUCAAGCACAUCCUCAACGCCGCCAGGAUGCUGGAGAUCCCGUGCAUCGUGAACGUGUGUCUGGAGAUCAUGGAGCCCGGCGGGGCCGGCGGGGGGCAGCACGACAAGGAGGACGACGACGAGGACGAGGAGGACGAGGACGAGGAUGACGACGAGGACGACGACGAGGACGACGAUGAGGACGACGACGAGGACGACGCGGAGGACUUCGCCGACCAAGAAAACCUGCCCGACCCCCAGGACAUCGACUGCCGCCAGAGCCCUUCCGAGUCGGACCGCCUCCCGGAGCAGGCCUACGCGGACCCGCCCGGGGCCUUCCCCGACUCCUUCCCGGCCGGCGGCCCCGGGCCUCUGGGCGUGAUCCGGGACUUCUCCAUCGAAUCUCUGCUGAGGGAGAACCUGUACCCCGAGGCCAGCCUGGCCGACAGGAGGCCUUCCUUGUCUCCGUUCGCCCCUGACUUCUUCCCGCACCUCUGGCCGGCGGACUUCGGCGCCUUCGCCCGGCUGCCCGAGCAGCCCACGGACAGCGGGCCGCUAGACCUGGUGGUCAAGAACCGGAAGAUUAAGGAGGAGGAGAAGGAGGAGCUGCCCCCACCCCCGCCGCCCCCCUUCCCUGGCGACUUCUUCAAGGACAUGUUCCCCGACCUUCCUGGGGGGCCGCUGGGCCCCAUCAAGGCGGAGAGUGACUACGGUGCCUAUCUCAACUUCCUGAGUGCCACCCACCUGGGGGGCCUCUUCCCGCCCUGGCCGCUGGUGGAGGAGCGCAAGCUGAAACCCAAGGCCUCCCAGCAGUGCCCCAUCUGCCACAAAGUCAUCAUGGGGGCCGGGAAGCUGCCUCGGCACAUGAGGACCCACACCGGGGAGAAGCCAUACAUGUGUAAUAUCUGUGAGGUCCGCUUCACCAGGCAGGACAAGCUGAAGAUCCACAUGCGGAAGCACACGGGGGAGCGGCCCUACCUGUGCAUCCACUGCAACGCCAAGUUCGUGCACAACUACGACCUCAAGAACCACAUGCGCAUCCACACGGGCGUGCGGCCCUACCAGUGCGAGUUCUGCUACAAGAGCUUCACGCGGUCCGACCACCUGCACCGCCACAUCAAACGCCAGAGCUGCCGCAUGGCCCGGCCCCGGCGCGGCCGCAAGCCCGCCGCCUGGAGGGCCGCCAGCCUGCUCUUCGGGCCCGGCGGCCCGGCGCCCGAGAAGGCGGCCUUCGUGAUGCCGCCCGCGCUGGGCGAGGUGGGCGGCCACCUGGGCGGGGCGGCCGUGUGCCUCCCGGGCCCCAGCCCCGCCAAGCACUUCCUGGCGGCGCCCAAGGGCGCGCUGAGCCUGCAGGAGCUCGAGCGGCAGUUCGAGGAGACGCAGAUGAAGCUGUUCGGGCGCGCGCAGCUGGAGGCCGAGAGGAACGCGGGGGGCCUGUUGGCCUUCGCGCUGGCCGAGAACGUGGCGGCCGCGCGGCCCUACUUCCCGCUGCCCGACCCGUGGGCCGCGGGCCUGGCGGGCCUCCCGGGGCUCGCCGGCCUCAACCACGUGGCCUCCAUGUCUGAAGCCAACAACUAG